Molecule: messenger RNA, 270 nt
Organism: Thlaspi arvense
Lineage: Eukaryota; Viridiplantae; Streptophyta; Magnoliopsida; Brassicales; Brassicaceae
Source: the annotation of a GenBank genome assembly
GUUAUGGAGCUUCUACAGAUAUAGAGGUGAUUUACGAGUGUUUGCAGACCGAAUAUGGAGUUGGUCAAGAGGAUUUGAUCUUGUAUGGUCAGUCCGUGGGAGGGGGACCAACGCUGCACCUUGCCUCUAAGCUUCCUCGACUUAGAGGUGUGGUUAUUCAUAGUGGCAUUCUCUCUGGUCUUCGUGUUCUAUAUGUCAUGUCAAGUUCAAGUUUUGUUCCGACAUUUAUUCGAUAUAUAUUCUCUUCCCUUUUCAUUAUGCCGAUUAAUU